CAUUGUAAUCAGUUUGAGCAAAUGUCUCUGUAGGUACGUCAGUUAUCAUUGUUUUCUUGUGGUGUUGUUUAUGAUUUGUGACUCAUCGGAUUUCUAAUUAAAUAAAUUUCAAUCAAACUUUUGAAAAUAAAUAAAAGGUCUUGCACCUCUUUUUUGUUACUGAAGUUUUUUCAAAGCCGUCAAACUGGGGAACGAAAUGUCUUCGUCUGCAAUGGAAAAACAUCUAUUUAAUUUAAAAUUUGCUGUAAAAGAGUUGGAGAGGAACUCCAAAAAAUGUGAAAAAGAGGAGAAGUUAGAAAAGGAAAAGGCUAAGAAGGCCAUACAAAAAGGCAACAUGGAGGGGGCUCGUAUACAUGCAGAAAAUGCCAUACGGCAGAAGAACCAGGCUCUCAAUUAUUUACGGAUGUCAGCAAGAGUUGAUGCGGUUUCCAGCAGAGUACAAACAGCGCUUACUACAAGAAAGGUCACAAAUUCAAUGGCGGGUGUGGUCAAAGCCAUGGAUGCUGCGAUGAAAUCAAUGAAUUUGGAAAAGAUAUCAGGUCUUAUGGACAAGUUCGAGAGCCAGUUUGAAGACCUGGAUGUGCAGUCAUCAUACAUGGAGAAUGCGAUGUCACAAACAACCACUACUACUGUACCUCAAGGGGACGUUGAGAAAUUGUUGCAGCAAGUUGCUGAUGAAGCUGGUUUGGAGUUGAACAUGGAACUGCCAUCCGGAGUUCCGAGCACGUCGAUAGGCGCGUCCACAGUGGUGUCUCAGGAGCAAGACGAGUUGACGCAAAGAUUGGCGAGAUUACGACAAACAGAGUAACAGAAUGAUGUACAGUUGUAUGCUUUGCGACUGUGUACCCAACCAAAACAAUGGAAUAUGCCUCAACGGCCUUCGGAACUGGUUGUAAUGCGAGAUUUUUAUCUUUCUUGGUAACUAGUUGCGAUAAAAGAAUCUCUUUUUCUUGGGGUGUUCCUAGGUGCACCCUCCGCAUCAUUCAUACUUCGGGACCUCUAAAGGUCCGCUAGUUGCGGUAGAAGAAUAAUUCAAGCAUGCAACCAGCUGCGAAUGGGGAAAGAAAUUCACAAUUCCUUAAUUAAAAUUGUAAAAAUCACUACAUUUCAUAUGUAAGAUACUGAUUGUUUAAUAUUUGUUAUGUAAUUAAGAUUAAAGCAGGAUAAUACUUAUUAAUAUAUAGUGCCUAUUUUUUAUAUA
Molecule: messenger RNA, 1201 nt
Organism: Amyelois transitella
Lineage: Eukaryota; Metazoa; Arthropoda; Insecta; Lepidoptera; Pyralidae
Gene: Chmp1
Product: charged multivesicular body protein 1b
Exons: 5
Coding region: 197-808 (203 amino acids)
Biological process (GO): protein transport; late endosome to vacuole transport; endosome transport via multivesicular body sorting pathway
Cellular component (GO): multivesicular body; ESCRT III complex
Source: RefSeq, a predicted model, not a curated record